Molecule: messenger RNA, 825 nt
Organism: Ooceraea biroi (clonal raider ant)
Lineage: Eukaryota; Metazoa; Arthropoda; Insecta; Hymenoptera; Formicidae
Gene: Acbp1
Product: Acyl-CoA binding protein 1
Biological process (GO): fatty acid metabolic process
Molecular function (GO): fatty-acyl-CoA binding
Source: RefSeq, a predicted model, not a curated record
AUAUAAUAUUAAAUACGUUUUUAUACGUGUACCGUUGUUACAAAGCUUGUAGCAGAAGUAUCGAACGAUUUAUCAGCGAUUUUUAUCGCUCCAAAGGUCAAUAUAAUGAUCGAGUUAAAAAUUAAUCCGUGCUUUAAGCUGAACUGAAAAGGGAGGACCACGUACGCCACGUACGCGGCCACGUAGUCACUUUUUAUCGCCGCAUUCGUUUACACGAGCAUCAUAACCUCUCGCACGAUUUUUCUCAGGAUCAUCGCUGCGUGAUUCGUGUGGAGACGAGCACCUUUUAUCAUGUCGCUGGACGAAAGAUUCAACAAUGCGGCUGCAGCGGUGAAAGAAUUGGCUUCGCAGCCAUCAGAUGAAGAUUUACUUGAAUUGUACGCAUUGUACAAGCAAUCCAUCGUCGGUGAUUGCAACACAGAGAGGCCGGGUAUGUUGGAUUUCAAAGGGAAAGCGAAGUGGGACGCUUGGAACGGUAAAAAGGGCAUGGCACAAGAUACGGCGAAAGAGCAAUAUAUCGCUAAAGCGGAGGCGUUAAUUGCCUCGAUCGGGAAAAAGUAGUUCAUCUAUUCGUCUCGCGUACGCAUAAACAUUCGCGUGUGAUCUGUCGCUUGAUCAUUCGCACGUUAAAACUUUACGUGCUUAGCAGGAAGCACCGAAAACACCAAGCACAGGCCUCGGCGACCGUACACCGUGCAUGCAAUGCAGUUCUAAUUUUUUUUUUUCGCGAGCAACGACAUAGGACGCGUUUUUUUCACUUUUGCAGCUUUGCGAAUUUUCUAUUCACUCGUUUAUUACUGAAAAUAAUAAAAAUGACACGAGAAU